Molecule: messenger RNA, 1668 nt
Organism: Cheilinus undulatus (humphead wrasse)
Lineage: Eukaryota; Metazoa; Chordata; Actinopteri; Labriformes; Labridae
Gene: tm4sf1
Product: transmembrane 4 L six family member 18
Exons: 4
Coding region: 244-834 (196 amino acids)
Cellular component (GO): membrane
Source: RefSeq, a predicted model, not a curated record
CCUGCGAGUGUGUUUCCUGGCGCUGGUUGUGUCAUGGCAGAACUCCCUCUGUAAGGACGGAGGAUCUACACACACACACACACACUUCCAGAGUGAACUCUCGUCACUUGUUUUUGCUUCCUGUCCCUCCAGCUGCUCCGACCCUUCCCUCCCCUCUGCCUCUUUUUCUCCUCUCCUCUGAUCAGUCCAGCUCUUUGCUCUCCUCCCUGUAGUUGUGAUUGUGUGGUUUUUUUGGAGUGAGGGAUGUGUUGUUCGGUGGGUUUCGCCCGGUCCCUGGGCCUGGCCCUGCUGCCUCUGGCUCUCUGCUGUAUCGUGGCCAACCUGCUGCUGCUGUUUCCUAUGGGAGAAACCACCUACAUCAACCAGGACCGGCUGGCCAGCUACAUCUGGUACUUUGGAGGACUAGGGGGAGGGGGAUUGAUGAUGCUGGUUCCAGCUGUGGUGUUUAUCUCUUUGGGGAAAUGUAGCUUCUGCUGGAAUGAGAGCUUAAUGAUGUGUGGGUCAGUGCUGGCAGCGGUGAUUGGACUGGUGGGAUCAAGUUACUGUUUGGUUAUAUCGGUGUUCACCUUGGUGCAGGGGCCCCAGUGCUUCACCUCUUUUGGAUGGUCUUACCCCUUUGCAGACCAGGGAGGCAGGUAUCUCUUACAACCAGAGACCUGGUCCCGGUGUCUUCAGCCAGUCAAUAUUGUUGAGUGGAACGUGACUCUUCUGUGCGUGCUCAUGGGCCUGGCUGUGCUGGAGUUCAUCAUCUGUCUCAUGCAGCUGGGAAGCGGUUUAGUCAAUGCCGUCUGUCGACCUUUCUGCUACAAGCAGGAGUACAGUCUUAAUGCUUAGAUAGACCUGUGCAUAUCUGUAUAUACAUUUACCUGUGGAGGCACAAGAGCAUGUGCACACAGACAUUCACAGUCAGCCUGUAUACGCACCUAUGGGACUUUUAUGGGCACCUGCAUACGCACAGCCUCCUCGUCUUAUGUGUGUGUGAGUGUAAUGCAGAGUUUUUACAUAGGCACACAUGCAGUCAAAUGUGUCUUCACUCACAACAGUGCAUCCACUUUGUAUUCAUGCUCUUGAUUUGCCUUUUUAAAGUGGGAGAGCUCACUCUUCAGUCGUUGGGGUUUAAAGACAGCAGGUUGUGACACUUGAAAAGAAUCCUUAUUUUUCUUUUUUAAAGAACAUUAAGAACUCUGAUGACAUCAACUCUUAGAAGUCUGUGGUCUUCAUGUCAAGGUUACUCUCUUUCUUUAUUACCAUUAUUUACUUAAUACCUCGUUAAUGUUCAAAAACGACACCAUUAUUUUAUUUAAUUAACAGCUGAUACUGCAAUAUAAAUCAAUUUCAGGACUCCAGUGACAUAAUACCACAACUGUAUUUUUAAGGUGUCACUGCAUAAAGUGGCACACACUUCCAUUAUUUCAGCAUUUAUAUUGAUCCAUCAGGGAUGGUUUCAUACUUUUGGCUCCAGUAUUUAAACACCGGACCAACUGAGGAUCAGAACAGAUUUGUUUGUGUGUUUAUACAUUUGUUUUCAAGAGAAAACUUGUUAUUGUUUUCUCUGUGUCUUUCCAAUGCUAGGUCAGUGUUAACAGACAUUUUAUACAUAUUCUAGUGACAUAUUUUUAUAAUGUAUGUUUGUUUGUUCUGCCUUGAAUAAAAAAAAAACUAUUUCCA